CGCCAACAUCACGACGUGUCGCUCGCGCCUCGCGAACGUUGGAUUUACACGCAUUCGUUUUCCUCACCCUCUUUCACCCUCGCCGACAGGUACUCGAUUCGUCGGCGGCCGAUCAGUGAUCCGAUAUCGAUCGAUAGGGAAACCGUCGAUCUCCGACCCCUUUCCGGCAGUGGAUUUCGCGAAUCGCACGGAUAAUUCCGAAUUUGCCGAUCGGGUUUCACGUAGCAGCAUUUAAUAUACAACGACACCCACCCCCGCAUUUUGGGAGUGCGACAGUGCAUUAAAAGUGCUCCGAUCGACGUUGGGAUGUGGGCCGCGCGAUCGCGAAUGAAUGACGAUUGAAUGGCGAUUUGUUCGCCAAGACGUCUUUCGCCUCUGCGUCCGCUUAAAGUGAACGUUUCCGCGCUCGCGAUCGAUGGAACGGAUCGAAACUGAUCGCGAGAUGAUGAUAGAAUAAACGCGCGUGCCGUUUAUGAUUCGGAUCAGCGGUGCUGCGUCCUCGACGAAAGGAGCUGUGAGAUACGUAUCCUGCAACGGGGACAUAGACCGGAAGUGACUGCAUUGUGCGUGUCGCCGUCAUUGCGGUAAACGGCGCGUAAAAGUGCGCGUAACCACCGAGUCACACGAGAUAUCCGGGUUUUUCCGGAUCUAUUGUGCCGCGAGGAGGAUUUCCCCUGGGAGGAUCCGGCGGAGAUUCCGGAGGACCGCACUGCAUUCGCAGCGAGAUUUAGAUGCGAUUCUGGCACUCCCUCGUCCUAAGAAGUUCGUACGCAGUGUCCUUAAAGUGUAGUUCCGACAUCCAUAUUUCGAAAGAGAUGUUUAUUUAAAGAAAGGACUCGAGUAUUAAUCAUCAUGAGGAUACUUUGGAUCGUGGUGGGCAUCUUAUUCGAGACACACUUGUAUUUUACAGUAAGCCAGGCAAAGCAUCAGCAGAACUCAAGUGCCAAUAAUGCAAUCGUCUCAUUGAAUGUCCCGGAGGGUAAAAAUGAAGAUGCUCUUGAAGGACCAAUUGGAGAGGUGCUUGCUCAAAGUGGUAGCACGGCAGUUUUGCCGUGCAAAAUUACCGAUCCUGGGGCUGGAACCAUUACAUGGGUGAGAAGAAGAGACAGACAAUUGUUAACAGUUGGUACUAGUACGCACUCCAUCGACAAGAGAUUUAUGGUUAGGCACUCGAGCACUGAUUGGCAGCUCAUUAUACGUGCCGUAACGGUAGACGAUGCUGGCAUCUAUGAAUGUCAGGUGACGUCGCAUCCGGUGCAGCGAAACUUCGCCCGUCUGAAAAUCACGGAAGCGUACUCGAUAAUACCAGGUGCGCCUGAUUUGCACGUGAAGCAAGGCUCGAGUCUCCGUUUGGAAUGCCAACUUAUGGCAGCCACGGAAAGGCCCCUUUACGUCUUCUGGUAUCGUCAGGGCCGUAUGAUAAAUUACGACGAGGAGCCCGGUGUCGACGUCAAGCUUACGACGAACGGCUCCAUUUUAACGGUGAACAAAACGAAGCUUACGCACAACGGCAAUUACACGUGCGCGCCUAGCAACGCCAAGGCGGCGUCUGUCACGGUCCACGUGAUUGAAGAAGAGGAGAAGCCGGCGGCGAUGCACGGAGGUGACAGAAGGAACCUCAGCCCGGCAAUUUUGGCGAGCAACUUUCUGGUGUCUCUCCUAGCGGCCGUCAGCUGGAGGAUACCGAGUUUCACGAACCUUUAUCCAACGUGAAUUACCGCUGUCCCUCCGGCGGCGGCAUUUUACUGUCCCUCUGCGACGAGGGUCCCCCCGUCGAGGAAACGAGUUCCCGGGUCAUCGUUCUGCUACUCGGCGCGAUGCGACCCCAAGAAGAAACUCCGUUCACGGAGAUUGUGCGCAUUGUGGUACCCACAAACUCGGCGAUACCUUACUCGGUUUACCUUGUAAAACGUGUGUUUUUCUUGCGUAAAUUAAAUAAACGCAGUUCGGGGGUGGCAGUCGCGAUAUGCGCGUGUCUCGUCUCCGACAGUGUCCUGUGAGCUCAAAGGUUGUCAGCGAGUCUGUUGGUUUGUUUAGUGCACACAUCUGUGAGAAACCCUCUCUUCAACUCCUCCCUUAUUCCUUUAUCUACUUCUAUCUUGGCCCGUUUUCGCGCGAGUGCCGCGAGUAAAUGUGCUUGGCCGGACGAUUCUGCUCCGUUUUGGAAUUGAGCUAGCGAUUUACUAUAGGAUAUGUUUUAUUCUAACACAUACGCACACAUAAGACACAUACACACACACACAUACACAUACACAUAUACACUUUCUCGUGUAAUCUCCGUCUCUCAUUGCGUGCGAAGUUACAAUCCAAGCUCCUGUCCACGCGACAUUUCCAUAAAGAUGAGAAAUAAGAUUUCAACACGUAAAUACAAAUGCAAUUUCUCCUGAUAUAUAGAUUUCUUUAAUGAUUAUAAAUUAUAUAAAACGAUAGGCGAAGGAACUUUCAACACUUUACGAAGUUUAUAUAAUUUUGACAAAUUGGCUUUACAUAUUGCAUAAAGAUAUAACGCAUGAAAUUACAUAAAACAUUUUAUCGUAUAAUAAAUUUCUCGCAUAUAUUCAGAUUUUGAUUUCAGAAGUAAUAAUAUUCUCUUUUUUAUCAUUGUUUAAGCUAGAUUACAACCGUCUCGGAAUAACGUGAAUCGCAAUGAGACGAGACGAUUAUCGAGCUAUGGUACUAAGGUACGUCGUAAGGUAUGCAUUUGGUGAAAAAGUCGCGUAAGCGGAAGGGGAGUCUCGAUUUGCUUGGACAAGAAAACUCGGUUUCUCGCAGGAAAUACGUUUCCCGAUGAGAACCCUUCCGCUCGAUAAUGCGGCUCGUCGAUACCUUUCAGUGUGCGUGAGUCGGCGAGUCAUGCAUUUCUUUGUAUGUGCAUUCUACAUAUACAUAUAUACACUUAUGUAUUCGUUACGUACACAAAAAUAUAUACGGCGGCAACUCGAUUUAUCGCUCUUCCAAUUAAUCGUCAUACCAUUCAUAUUUUCGAAUCCCAAAGUGAUUUGUAUCGCUUAUCGUUUGUCGCGUAUUCAUUAAUCGCGCAGAUUGUUUUUCGUUUUGUCCCAAAACAUCCCCUCUGAAAACGUUCGAUCGAGUUUUCAUCGUAUAUUAUUAUUAUAUAAUGUAGAAGUUGUUGCGGAAAUCGUGUUUGUUGUGACCAGCACAUAUGCGGUAAUAACGACGAAUUGUGUUCUAUAUAUAUUCUAUAAUAAAUCGUCUGCUAUCAAGACUUGUUUUUAUUUCAUAAAACGGGAUUCGAUAUAAAUAUCAAAAAAAAAUAUAUUUAAAAUUUGUACUUGAAUAGACGACUAAGCAGAAAAUUCGAAUAAAAAGAAUCCUACUGAGAGAUUAGCAUAGGACGAGAAAAGUAUAUUUCGAACCAAAGCUCUGAUUCCACAUUUAAUAUAAUUUUAUCUUCAUAUGGGGUAGCAGAAGAUUUAAAUAAAUUUUUCGUCGAGUAGAAUAUGCGCUGCUUGGAAAUCACGAUGAUAGGACACAAGCGGAUUUCUUGCGACAACUUGAUUACGCGAGCCUGAAGUGGAUGAGCGACGUUCUUUCCGUGCUGUAGAAAGCCUUACCUCAAUUCCCGUCGACUCUCACAGUGUCAUUGUGAAGGGGUUCUUCCCCGACACCUCGCGAUCUCUCGAAUGGGUAUACAUCGAAGCAUCUUCGCAGUGUUUGUUCGCUCGCAGUGUACAUCUAUCUUUAAAUAAACGAUAAACGUGUGUUCGAAUGUUGGAUGUGAGGAGAAGAUUGGCGAACACUAUCGCGAACGUUUACCCUCUUUCUCUCUGUUCCUUCGGUCAUUCUUCUUUCGCUCGGUGUAUACCUACUUUCGUACGUCUUCAAGAUUGAAAAAUGAUUCAACCUUGGACGGUUCGAGCGAUCGAGUCUUUCGAGAUACAUAAAGUACACUCUUUCCUCAAUUUUAACGAAAUCGGAUUUUACUCGAUAUUCUCCAACGACUUCACUCGAUGACGCAGAUGUACGUGGUUGCCAUUGAUCGAGACACGAUUAGUAAAGCCUCGUCUGUAACCGUUCUUCAUUUCGUUAGAACAAUCAACGUAACGUAAAUAAGUUGAGAAGUUCUCUAAAAAAUAUCUAUGAAAUCCUUUAAAAAAAUAUCUCCCAGACACACACAUCUCUUUUAGAUACUUGUCGUUUAGAUAUCGGGCUUGCGGAUUGUAAAGUAAUAGAAGUGAGAGCAGAGAUGGCGAGAGAAGGAGUGUAAAUUUUCGAAAGGAUUCUCGCGUUUCCACGACGGUUCACGAUUCCUCGCAAAUGGCGUUGAUUUCGUAGCUUUCGUGCGAUGAAGAGAAAACACUUGAGCGUCACGGUCUUUAAACCAUACAUCGAGUUUUAUGCGCGGCACGCACGACACGAGGCGAUGCGGCCGCGAACACGCGCUCAUCAACGUUAUUUAUCUGGAUACGUGGAAUCAAUGUAAAUACUAAACAUUCUAAUUACGCAUUCAAUAAAACAUUAAUCGUGACUAUA
Molecule: messenger RNA, 4494 nt
Organism: Camponotus floridanus (Florida carpenter ant)
Lineage: Eukaryota; Metazoa; Arthropoda; Insecta; Hymenoptera; Formicidae
Product: igLON family member 5
Exons: 6
Coding region: 853-1713 (286 amino acids)
Biological process (GO): synapse organization
Cellular component (GO): neuron projection membrane
Source: RefSeq, a predicted model, not a curated record